Molecule: messenger RNA, 2770 nt
Organism: Annulohypoxylon truncatum
Lineage: Eukaryota; Fungi; Ascomycota; Sordariomycetes; Xylariales; Hypoxylaceae
Exons: 7
Coding region: 422-2644 (740 amino acids)
Biological process (GO): regulation of DNA-templated transcription; DNA-templated transcription
Molecular function (GO): zinc ion binding; DNA binding; DNA-binding transcription factor activity, RNA polymerase II-specific
Source: RefSeq, a predicted model, not a curated record
AAUCCACUAGCAGGGGUUUCACCCAGGACUGUUUCUCAGCUUCGAAUAGGCGGACCCCUUGGGGACCGUUGAAGCGCUAGGAGCAAGCAGUUGAUUGCGUAACAUUCGAGGAUUUAGUGGAAUCACCAGUAAGCGCAUCGAAUUACGUAUGGGUUUGAGCUGGGUCAGAUCAAGAUAGAACAGGUGGGAUACCAAGACAUAGGUAGCAUUGGCCUUACGGCAAUGCCCACCCAAGCUUGUUCACUGGGUCGGGAAAUCUAACUACAGGAGGAACACUAAGGCCGCUUGCCUUGGACCCCAAAUCCUCUUAAUUACCCAGGUACCGACCAGGUUCGGAACUUUGGAUGCGAAGGGCUGAUUGAAAUGAGCGGCAUCCGCCUUAUGUUGACAUACAUGGUCAUGGGAGGCCGUUCCAUUGAUCAUGUCUUCAGAAAAGCGUGUUCGGACACACGAGGAGAUGUCGAGGGAGACGAGCGGGAAGGAUUACGCAGUAUGUGAUCAAUGCCGAAUUAAGAAGAUACGAUGCGGGAGAGAGAAGCCAUUUUGCUCAAACUGCACACGCCUUGGGCACAGGUGUGAAUGGUCCGGAAAUGGCAAGAAGGGUAGUCAAACGGCUCUACUAAGCCAUACCAUCGAGGGUUUAAGCAGACGUCUUGAAAGUUUAGAAGAUGCACUGGCAGAAACACAGAACAGCGUGAAGCGGCUUGCAGCCGGCACUCCAAUCCUCACGGACGAUCCCGUAGUGCUGCAGCCCAGUCACACUUGGCCUACACCAGAGGACACCAGUCCUAUAACUUACAACGCACCUAUUUUCAAGAGGCCUCUUGGCCACUUUCUUAGGGGUCAAAACGUUGAGAACACGGAGAGGUACUUUGAACCCACGUCGCUCGAGUCACUCUUGUACAAUAUAAGAGACUCUAUCAUCGAGCCCCUUGUCAGUGGCGGAUCGCAGAAUCAGUGUGUGAGGGAACACGCCCUACUUGCGCAGCAAAAGUUCGAUCUCUUAGUGAUUCGGGAAGAGAAGACUAUUCGGGAUGGGACUCUUCCUACAGCGCCUCCUAUUUCCAUCUUAAAGGCUAUGAUUGAACCAUAUUUCUCAACCAUCAACCCUCAUUUCCCCAUAUGGACUAAAGAAUCGUUCGAGAGAGUUGUCACAUCCCUACAAGAGACAGAUUCUUCCGAUCAAGAUCUAGGGCGGGUUGUAUGUUCCAACAAUUUGAUACUGAUGACCUUAGCGGCAAACCUGUUACAUCCUCCUCGUCCGGAUAAGUCGAACAGGUCUAGGUCGGUGCGCAAUACCUCCUCUAUUGAUCUCGAUCUUACGAAGGGUUUCCUCGCAAAUGCAAGAAGAGCAAUAGAGAAUGCGGAACUCUUACUCUCACCUCGACUCGUCAACGUUCAAGCCCUCUUAUCUCUAUGUGUAGUAGCGCAAGAACACAUGUCGCCAGUCGUCUUCAUGAGGUUAUUUAACAUGGCUAUGCAGUGCGCAAAGUCUAUCGGGGUCCACAACUGGGAAAUAUGCGCCCGAGAACAAGAGGACACUCGAGAACAACAAUGCGUAUCGUACUGCCUAUACAUCCUAGACAAGGCGGUCUGCUGGACAGUCGGCGCGUCGAUUUCUAUCCCACUAUCCGAUAUCUACAUCGAUACAACGUUGAAGUCGUCCCAUGAUAUGACCAUAGAUAGCCUGAUUGCUAAAGCCAAGUUAGCUGAAAUUCAAGAAGAAAUAUACUUAGAGAUAUAUGCUCGUCGAGCUCCAGCAAGGACCGAGGAACAAGUUCAACUGACUAUAUCCAAAUUCAAUCAGAAACUGCGAGAUUGGUUGACCGAGUCUAAUAAAGAUCAGCAAGAUCCGAGUACCACCGCGCCUCAAGAGUCUAUCUGGAAAAUUGAACACUCUAUCGGGUUUACCUGUACCCAGCUAUUAUAUAUGUGGCCCUUUAGAGAACACCCAGAUGUCACAUCUCAACGCACAGAAGUCAGCAGGAGAUGUAUGAGGCUUUUACUUUGCUUAUGGGGCUCUUCCGCGGAGCUAGGACACCAAGGGAUACUUCCGCGCAUCGUCGCGUCUUACCCACCUCUGUACCUUUACGAGAUCUCUGCGCAGAUUCUCAAUGGGGACGAGGAACAAGAUUCGUCAGACGUGGAACUGCUGCAAUCAUUCGUCGAAAUGCUUCAAAUCAUAACCGAACUACAAGAAGAAAACUCAUACAACAGACGAUUGUAUGAGGUCUCGUCCAUUCUUAUGGAAGUCGUAUCUGCCAGAAAAACCCAAAGUAAAAGGCGAAAAAUGCAUCACACUCCACCAUCAUCGACCUUGCUCUCGUGUUCAGCGUCAUCGACGCGUACGCGUCGCGCAUCUCCUUAUACCCCUUCUCCAGAUACCAUGCAUGCUCAUUAUAACGAAAACAACACAUCUCCUCAACUUCAAAAUAACAGCCAAGAUACUUCGAAUAUUGCAAGUUCAAGCUUCGACUCGUUAAUGUCCCCGGCCGAUUCAGGGGGUUGCGCAGAAGACCAACUAGCGACACUGAUAGGAUCGCUAGGGAAGGGACCGUUCGAAAACUUCGACCUCCUCGAUUAUAGCGAUACUCAGGUAUCAAGAGGCGAAAACCUUGUGGAGAAAGAGAUCUGGUGGGAUUGAAAACCUGUACUUUUCACUCUCACUGUUCAUCAAAACAGGGAGCAGGCACUUGUACACAAGGGCGUGUGGUAGGGUGCUUUAUGGACACGAGGGCGUAUUAGACCAUGGCUUUCUCUAUAACGAGAA